Molecule: messenger RNA, 804 nt
Organism: Cryptococcus wingfieldii CBS 7118
Lineage: Eukaryota; Fungi; Basidiomycota; Tremellomycetes; Tremellales; Cryptococcaceae
Exons: 2
Coding region: 1-804 (267 amino acids)
Source: RefSeq, a predicted model, not a curated record
AUGACCGCCACCAUACCGCUCCCAGACGCACCUUGGCCUGAGGGUACAGACCCCGCCGUCAUCGCCAAAUCUGAACUGCAAUCGCAAGUGCGCGAUGCUACAGAGUGGGCGACGAAUUCGGAUCCUUCCCAAGGGGGUUUUGUGAACAUGGAAAUGUAUAGGCGUAUUCAGGAAUGGGUGAAGAACCCAUGCGUUGGAGAUUAUAGAUGGGAUCCUGCAGCAGCGAUUGACUAUGGCCUUUCCCGGCUAAUCACAAGGUAUCUCUUGGCUCGACAGGAGUCACAGCUGCUAACCUUCAUUGAUGCUCUGUUCUUGACGCAGCUCAUCCCACGAGAUCGUCUCGCUCCAUACGCACCCCUCCUCGAACCCCUCUCAGAGCCUCCACCAGACGCCGCAGGUGCCAACCUCAACUUUCUCAUCACCACCCUCGCUGCCUCCCUCCACACUCUCGCCGAGCUCGAAGCCAAGAACGUAGAGGCAAAGAAGAAGGCAGAUGAAGAGGCAAAGAAGAAGGCGGAAGAAGAUGCAAUGUGGGAGCGGACGGCGGAACUGUAUGGGUGGGGAAGCAGGCCGGAGAUGGGGUAUGGUGGAUAUGCUGGAGGGUAUGGUGGAUAUUCUCCGCCGAUGGUUGGGUAUGGACCUUAUCCGAGUAUGACAUCGCCCAUGCCUGGAGCUUAUGCGCCCAUACCACUUCCUGAAGCGGCGCCGCCGGAGCCACCCAAAAAGUAUGUGUCUUGGUUUCCGCCCAUCUCUCAGGAUGAUUGGUGGGUGGGGAAAGGGAGACCGGAUGCAAAGCCCGCUUGA